GAGUUUACCGCCUAGUUACAACGGGAGCGGUGUUACUCCCAUCAAACUAAAAAUAUUGAAAAAUGUGGAGAACUAAUAUUAAAAUUUUGGUAUUUUGCAAUUUUGUUUUUGUGUUAGUGUUAGCUAAUCAAAGAGAUUGGAAUGCUCCUAAUCCAACAGUGUUUAACAUUGGGGGAGUUCUGAGCAGUAAUGAGAGUGAAAAAUAUUUCAAAGAAACUAUUGACCACCUCAAUUUCGACUCCCAAUAUGUACCAAAAGGAGUGACGUAUUAUCACACAGCUAUACUGAUGGAUCCAAACCCGAUUCGAACAGCUCUCAACGUUUGCAAAUUCUUGAUUGCCAGUAAGGUGUAUGCUGUAGUAGUAUCUCAUCCCCUGACAGGGGAUUUAUCACCAGCUGCAGUUUCGUACACCAGUGGCUUUUAUCAUAUACCUGUCAUCGGGAUUUCAUCAAGAGAUUCAGCAUUUUCAGAUAAGAAUAUUCAUGUCUCAUUUCUCAGGACAGUACCACCAUAUUCCCAUCAAGCUGAUGUAUGGGUCGACAUGCUCAAAUAUUUCAACUACAAAAAAGUUAUUUUUAUACACAGUUCUGAUACAGACGGAAGAGCUCUGCUGGGAAGAUUCCAGACUACCUCUCAGAGCCUUGAAGAUGACGUAGACAUAAAAGUGCAGGUGGAAUCGGUGAUAGAAUUCGAACCAGGAUUUGAAAGCUUCAGAGAACAGCUAGUGGACAUGAAAAACGCACAAGCCAGAGUAUAUCUGAUGUUUGCAAACAAACAUGAUGCCAAAAUUAUAUUCAGAGAUGCUGCUUCACUGAACAUGACAGAUGCUGGAUAUGCUUGGAUCGUCACAGAACAAGCUCUUGAAGCCGAUAAUGUUCCAGAAGGUAUAUUAGGCCUACAACUUGUGAAUGCAACCGAUGAAAAGGCUCACAUUAGAGAUAGUAUAUAUGUUUUGGCAUCAGCUUUGAGAGAUAUGAACCAGACAAGGGAAAUAACAGAGGCCCCAAAAGACUGCGAUAACUCCGGUUCCAUAUGGGAAACAGGCAAAGAUCUCUUCAAUUUCAUAAGAAAACAAGUCCUCUUGAAUGGAGAAACAGGCAAAGUGGCCUUCGACGACCAAGGUGAUAGAAUUAAUGCAGAGUAUAACAUCGUCAAUAUCCAGAGGAAGAAGAAGAAUAAGGUCGUGGUUGGAAAGCACUUUUUCAAUAGGGAAACUAACAAAAUGCACUUGACCGUUGACGAGAAAAGCAUCAUUUGGCCUGGAAGGCAGAGUAUAAAACCUGAAGGAUUCAUGAUUCCGACUCACCUGAAAGUUUUGACUAUCGAGGAAAAACCAUUCGUUUAUGUGAGGAAAAUAUUAGAACCUAAUGAAGGAUGCACUGCAGAGGAAAUUCCAUGUCCUCAUUUCAAUACGUCUGGUGACUUGACGGACAACCUUUGCUGCAAAGGAUACUGCAUGGACCUCCUCAAAGAGUUGUCCAGAAAAAUAAACUUCACGUACAGCCUGGCUCUCUCUCCUGACGGUCAGUUCGGUAACUACGUCAUCAGGAACCAUUCGGGCAGCACCAGAAAGGAGUGGACAGGCCUGAUAGGCGAAUUGGUGGGCGAAAGGGCUGACAUGAUUGUGGCCCCUUUGACUAUAAAUCCGGAGAGGGCGGAGUUCAUCGAGUUCAGCAAACCAUUCAAGUACCAAGGGAUCACGAUAUUGGAGAAGAAACCUUCUAGAUCUUCUACGCUGGUAUCCUUCUUGCAACCGUUCAGCAACACUUUGUGGAUACUGGUUAUGGUUUCUGUGCACGUGGUAGCUUUGGUACUAUACUUGCUAGAUCGCUUCUCUCCCUUCGGGAGAUUCAAGUUGGCCAAUACUGAUGGGACAGAAGAAGAUGCUUUGAAUCUGUCUAGCGCGAUCUGGUUCGCUUGGGGUGUUCUCUUGAACAGUGGCAUUGGAGAAGGUACUCCAAGAAGUUUUUCAGCCAGAGUCUUAGGUAUGGUCUGGGCAGGUUUCGCGAUGAUAAUUGUAGCCUCCUACACAGCUAACCUGGCAGCUUUCCUUGUGCUGGAAAGACCAAAAACAAAAUUGACUGGCAUAAAUGACGCAAGACUUCGUAAUACCAUGGAGAACUUGACUUGUGCAACUGUGAAAGGAUCUGCCGUUGACAUGUACUUCAAGAGGCAAGUGGAGCUCUCGAACAUGUAUCGAACGAUGGAAGCGAAUAAUUAUGAUACUGCCGAGUCAGCUAUCAAUGACGUCAAACACAGAAAAUUGAUGGCUUUUAUUUGGGACAGCUCUCGUUUGGAAUUUGAGGCAGCCCAGGAUUGCGAAUUGGUAACAGCUGGGGAACUCUUCGGACGAUCAGGGUACGGCAUUGGGUUACAAAAAGGUUCACCUUGGUCUGAUGAUGUCACCUUGGCCAUCCUAGAUUUCCAUGAAAGCGGAUUCAUGGAAAGUCUAGACAAUAAAUGGAUUCUCCAAGGAAACUUUCAACAGUGCGAACAAUUCGAAAAGACGCCGAACACUCUAGGACUGAAAAAUAUGGCGGGCGUUUUCAUACUAGUUGGCGCUGGUAUAGUCGGAGGCAUCGGACUGAUAGUCAUCGAAAUGGCUUACAAAAAACACCAGAUCAAGAAGCAAAAACGGAUGGAAUUGGCCAGACACGCCGCGGAUAAAUGGAGAGGAGCUGUGGAGAAAAGAAAAAGUUUGCGUACAUCGUCGGCAGCUCAACGCAGAAUCAAGUCCAACGGGGUGAACGAGGCUGUGACGAUAUCGCACGUUUUCGAUAAAUUCCAGCGGAUUGGCCAGAUGUACGGGGCGGAAAGAACUUGGCCUGGCGAUGCAGACAUCAGGCAAAGAAGAAUGGACGAGGUUGGAGUCCAGCCGGUUCCUAGAUAUUUACCAGCGUUCACUCAAGAUGUUUCCCAUUUGAUUGUCUAAAAUUCCAGUAUAGGUCAAAUCCUUGAUUAUCUGCACUAAUAAUAUGAUCAACGAUCCACCUCCGUGUAAAACGUUGAAUCCAUAUUUGGCCUUAGUUUUUUCUUGACUGGUUCGUGAGCGACUCCUAGCAAUAUAUGGCCAAUUUGUCUAUACUCUCGGUAUCUUCUUCUACUUCUAUCUGCAAGUUGCCUAACUAUAUAUCUAGGGAUAUUCACUUCAUUGAAGCAGGAAAAACACUUACUUUGGUAUGCUCAAGGAGGUUUUUGAAUAAGUACACAUAUUUUAAUCAAGCCAAAAAUUCCAUACUGUAUUAUCACCGAAAUUAUGAACACCUGCCAAAUUUCAAGCUGAUCGGAGUUAUGGAAUUUUUGUUGAAAUUAAAAAAAAAUGGCUGCUCCAAGAUGGCGGACAAGAUUUGGUUCGAUUCCAUUCAAAAUUGGUAAGUGGGGGUUUUUGAGGUCGGAGAUCAUGAUUUUUUUUGUUAAAAUUUAUAAAUUCAAGAUGGCGGCUUCCAAAUAAUUUUUUGUUUUUGUGUAAAUGACGAUAACUCCGUUGUUAUCAACACAAAAUUAUUACUGCGACAUAUCAUCUGUAAGAGAAAAAAAAGUUAUUUGUAACUAAGUCAUAGUGAGCUAUGACCUACAUUUGAAAAACUAAAGUUGGUGCUGAUAUCUCAAAUUCUAGAAGAGUUGGUGUAAAUUUCUUAUUUUUUUCGAAAUCACUUCUGCCAAAACUGCCAUGAGAAUGUGAAAUUCCUAUUUGAAUAUCUUCAAAAAUGAAGAAGUUACGGAGGAGACAUGAAAAUGAUCAUAAUCUGUUUUUUGCGUAUAAAACAGAAACGAAUAGAUUUUAUCAAAAUAUUUUUUCACAUUAUAGUUGGCCUUGACAAACUCCACAUUUGGUGUCAUUUAACCGACCUCGUAUCUCUCACCGUUAAAAAGAUACCCAUGGAGAGCAUGGUAAGUUGGGACACACUGUAUAUACUUAACCAUUUUUUUAUGUUCAUAAUUAUAUCUGAGAAUAUUCCUUUUCAAUAUCUAAAAUUAAAUUUCGAAUAUAUUUGCCAUUACCUUUCGCUACUCAACAAUUAAAAAGUACUACCUAGGAACUGAAUAGAAUUUCUGGCUUCAUUGCUCUCAUGAGGAUAUGGUUCACCUUGUUAGUGUAAAUAAUUAGGGGUUUUAUGGAAUCAAAAUAUAUUGAGUAUAUCUUCAUUGUUAUAUAUAUAGUGACAUUUAGAUGCAUGUAUUUCCAUUGUGAAAUGAUCUUCCUUGGAUAUAUCAGAAGAAAAAUCGUUCAAACUUAAAUAGUAAUGCUCAAAAAAAUAUGAGGACAUAUUUUCUGGCUCUAGUAACAUUCCAGAUAGAAAAUGGGACAUUUAUAUGUUACAUGGAAAAUAUAUGUAUACCUACCUGAGGUGACAGGUCGUUUUUGACAAACAAAUUUGUGCUUUGAAGCAAUAUAAAGUAAUCACCU
Messenger RNA from Phaedon cochleariae (mustard beetle), 4409 nucleotides. NCBI's taxonomy places the organism in Eukaryota, Metazoa, Arthropoda, Insecta, Coleoptera, Chrysomelidae. The record is from the annotation of a GenBank genome assembly.